Messenger RNA from Aspergillus chevalieri, 1626 nucleotides. Its product is annotated as putative general amidase. Lineage: Eukaryota; Fungi; Ascomycota; Eurotiomycetes; Eurotiales; Aspergillaceae. Bases 1 to 1626 code for a protein of 541 amino acids. The record is from RefSeq and is a predicted model, not a curated record. The transcript is spliced from 3 exons.
AUGACUAUCACAGACUGGCAACAAAAAGUCCAAGCUAAACAAACUCAAGCGGCUUCCAAAAUCCCCGCAGAAUGGCGAUUGUCCGCCAACAUUCUGCAACAUACAUCGGCGAGCAAGCAGAGUAUCAUCGAUGUGCCUAGAACAUGCGGUCUACUCACUGAGAGAGAACUUCAUAUAACUGAGGACUACGAUGCCACCGCUUUACUGGCAGAACUAGCUACUGGAAAUGUCAAUUCGGUAGAUGUCACCCGGGCAUUCUGCAAGCGUGCCGCGAUAGCUCAACAACUCACGUCCUGCUUGACGGAGACGUUCUUCGAUGUCGCACUGUCUCGUGCUAAACAGCUCGAUGACCAUUUGGCCACUACCGGUAAGCCCAUGGGUCCGCUGCAUGGUCUACCCAUCAGUAUCAAGGAACCGUUCAACGUCGUCGAUAUACCUACGUCUCUGGGCUUUGUUUCCUUCCUGGAUAAUCCGCCUGCACGCAGAAAUUCGGCCAUGGUAGAGAUACUACUGGCCGCUGGCGCUGUGCUAUAUGUCAAAACCAACGUUCCUCAGACCAUGAUGACAGCCGAUUCAGAAAAUAACGUGUUCGGGCGCGUCUUGAACCCGCACCGGCUCAAUCUGACUGCUGGCGGGAGCAGCGGGGGCGAAGGUGCCCUGGUAGCUAUGCGCGGGUCCAUUCUGGGAAUAGGCACUGAUGUCGCAGGAUCGAUUCGGAUUCCCUCGCUGUGCUGUGGUACUUUUGGCUUUAAGCCCUCCGCUGGUCGCGUGCCGUAUGGUGGACAAACUAGCCCCGGACGCGAUGGGUUGGCGGGCAUUGAGGCAGUCGCGGGACCCCUGUGUCAUUCUACCCGGGACGCAGAGUUACUUCUCCGGACAGUGUUCAAUGCCCAUGCUGACGACUUCGAUGAUACGGCACUUGGCGUGCCCUGGAUCGAGCCAGUGAGCACUUCGUCUACUCUCACCAUCGGGGUUCUCCCCGAAGACUCCCAGGUUCCUCUUCAUCCUCCCAUGAAGCGUACGCUGGAAACAGCAGUGCAGAAACUAGAAGCAGCUGGGCAUCGCAUUGUGGAUCUCUCCGGCAAAGUUCCAUCCCUGUCGGCCGUCGGUGAUCUUUCUUUACGCUACUUCCGCUUGGACCCGGAUAACACGCCCUUGAAGCAUAUUGCCAACGGACAGGAACCCAAGAUCGCCUCACUAAAGACCACCUAUAAGCCCGAGGGCAGCGAUCCCGAGCCGACAUUGCGUGAUUUGUAUGACAUCAAUGUGGCUCGGAGUAAGAUAAUGGAACAAAUGCGUCGGGUGUUCCUAGAUAAUCAGUUGGAUACGAUCAUUGGGCCUGGGUAUCAGACGUGUGCGGUGCCACAUGACACGUAUGGGUUCCCGGUAUACACGGUGCUUGCUAAUGUGCUUGAUUACCCUGCUUAUAUCAUUCCGCUUGGCAAGGCGAAUGAGGCAGCGGAUGCUGAGUUUAUCAGAGAUGUCGCCUAUGUUCCUCCUUAUCUACCAAAGGAAGUUGAGAAUGCCCCCUGCCAUGUGCAGCUCAUCGGCCGCCGAUUGAAGGAUGAGAAGUUGAUGCGACAUGCGGAGGUGGUGCAGGGCGUAUUGGCUAAGGAUUCUGAUUAG